Sardina pilchardus (European sardine) is the source of this 3592-nucleotide messenger RNA. It is a transcript of the gene sapcd2, whose product is annotated as suppressor APC domain containing 2. Lineage: Eukaryota; Metazoa; Chordata; Actinopteri; Clupeiformes; Clupeidae. The record is from RefSeq and is a predicted model, not a curated record. The transcript has 6 exons. The coding region runs from base 166 to 1632 and encodes 488 amino acids.
CAUACCAUAAGAAGUGUUGUUUUCGUUCUAUUCUUACAAGACACUUUAUUACUCCGGAUACAGCGCUGAAGAGUUUCAUUCGGGACAAGCCACAUCACCUAUUCUUUAUUUUUACAUUUAGAUGACGGAAGAGUUCGUCUGGUUUUGGUAAAAACUGAUAACUUCAUGGCUUUGGUAGCAAGUGAUCGCAGUAGCAAAGUGAACGGCUUGGCGAGCGGUUGCAAGGCUGGUACCAAAAAAGAAGGGACACUGAGUAAGUCAGCCGGCUGUAAGAUAAAUAUGCAGCCGAAGGACGCGGAGUUUACCACGGAGGGCUUGCCGAAAGCAUUUCUUCACAGUUUGAGAACUCUUUUUGAUAUCCUUGAUGAUGCGAAGCGAGGAUAUGUGCACAUAUCGGAAAUUGAAAGUCGGUGGCAGGGAGCAGAGGCGCAGGGGUUACCCAGCGGUGUUCUGGAGUGCUUGAGGCGGGUUACCCCACCGCACGGCUGCCUGACUUUCGAACGCUUCGUGGCGGGGCUCCGGAACUCCAUGCUCAAUCCAGAAAAUGGUAACUUCAAGCACCAACCUUCUACACAGGCGUCAUAUCCAACUGGACCGAAGUCGCAGCCCCACACUCACAAAACUGGCGUACCCAUGGGGUGCUCCGCAGGGUCUCGGGGUUAUGAGAACAAAGUUCGGCCACUUGGACCAAGCAAUAUGACUAAUAUGCACCACAACCGCGCGUCCUCUCUCCAAAGCAGACCAAGGCACCACGAAGACGGAUACACCACGUCUAGCAAACAAGGGGAACACUCCCAUUAUAUAUCGGCCCCUGCUCCCCAACGGUACGGGACUACCGGCUACGAGAGAACCGGCAGGAGUUUAGAGAGGAUUCCUGUCGUACCAGAAAGCGGCACGUAUCGGACCGAGUCGGUUCGGGUUGCUAAAAAGGCCCAUCAUCAAAACCGCAUGCGGUCUAUUGAAUCACUGGCACUCGAAUCGCCACAGCUCCAAAAACAAAGUUCUGUGGAGCCUGUUGGUCUCCCCCGAUCACAGAGUGAGACGACCACAGGCUUCAGUGGCUCCAGGCGCCACUGCCGGAGCCGCGACGAACAGAGGAGGCACACCAUCACUAAUGGAGUCGAUUAUGGGAUGCUGAAGCAGAUGAAGGAACUGGAGCAGGAGAAGGACUCUCUGCUGGCGGGGCUGGAGGUGGUGGAGCGAGCCCGCGAGUGGUACCAGGCCCAGAUCCACAGCGUCACCGAGAGGCAGAGGCUCAUCGGCCAAAGCAGCCUCUGCUCGGAUUUUUUGACCGAAUCCAAUCAAAGUCGCAUGAAUGUCCUACUACCCAAACUACAGGAAGUCAACCGCUGCCUUAAUGACCUCAUAUCCUGCUCGGGAAUGCAGCAGUCCUUCUCCCCCAGUGCACAGCCCCCCACCAUCUCCCCCAGUGCCCAGUCCUCUGCCACAGCCCCCCCACAGGCCAUCCAGAGACUGAAGGACCAGAACCGGCUUCUUACACAGGAGGUAACAGAGAGGAGUGAGCGCAUCACCCAGCUGGAGCAGGAGAAGUCAGCCCUCAUCAAGCAGCUGUUCGAGGCCCGCGCCAGAAGCACUCACGACAGCAGCACCCUGGACUCCACCUUCAUCUGAGAUCCCCAGCCACUCACCACAACCACAGCUGCAACCACAUGACCACACGACCACAUGACCACAUAACCACAUGAUUACAUUCACCCAGCAAGCAUCGGCAUGCAUCGGGCAGAGACAGCUAGCGGCAGCACACGUUUAAAGGAAAGGAAAGGAAGGAAAGUGUUUCGGACUGUCACCUGGAUUCUAUCAGUAUUCAACCACUUCAUGCAAGACAGCUAUCCUGGAUUUUGUUGCUAUCUGAACUUUCUGAACAAACGUUCUGACUGACACCAUCAAAGAAUCCUAGCUACACAAGUGGAGCUACUUGAUUUGAUUCUCCAACAUGAUGUGACCUUGAUAAUCAGGCUCUACUUAAAAGUCUACUCUACGAUUAUCUUUGUCCAGUGAGUUAUAACAAUUAGACAAAAAAACCUGAAUCAAAUAAAUAAGCAUGAGGACAGAUGCUACGGAUAUACAGAACCUAGGGUGGUUCCACCGUUCAAUCAUCAUUCCAAAUUGACAAGGACCCUACAGCCUUUACCCUUCUACACCAACCAUAAGGGUUUUUGAAACCUCUUCUUAGCUUAGAGCUCUUUCUAAUGUUUUUUUUUCUGCUCACUAGUAACCAAAAGACACUUUAGUAGAGACAUGUUUUACCUUACAACCCUCCAGAGAAGAGUUCUGGGGGGUGGAUGGAGGAAGACGUUUUGGGCGAUCAGCCCAAUCAGCUUGUGAGUUGUGUUAUGAGUUAGCAGGUUUUUACAGGACUGGUUGUAAGUAAGUAAGUAGUGGAUGUGUUCAAUGUGUUGCAGUGUAUUAAGAAAGUUUUUGGAGAACAGGCAUACUGGUCCUAAAAGGAGCCUCAAAUGCAUUCCCCAGUAUUUCUGAAGAACCAUAUUAAUCAACUCGUUUAGGUUAUUGAACCCAACUUAAUUCUCCAUUGGCUGCUCUUUGACAAUGACACAACACUAUAUUUGAGAUCAAAUUUGACACCUUAUAUAUAAUGGUAAGCAAGAGAUAUAAAUACUCGAUUUGUACUUUGAGGUUAAAAACAAACCAUGGCAUGCCAAGGACUAAUAGCUGGACCCAGGGAAGGAGAAGAGGUUGCUUGAGGAGGAGACUGAGGAGGAGGUGAAAUGGAGCCGACUGAAUGUACUCUGAUGGGAUCGUUGAAGGCUGCUAAUGCAGAAGAAGGAAACCGAGUCAGUCCUUGGAUGGAUGGAGCGCAAAUCAAUAAUAACGACAAAAUGACAAAGAACAAGUGAACAAAUUGCAAAGGCGUUAUUUCACAGUUAGUCAAUUUGGGGACCUUGUCCAUGAAAUUAUUUUAUUAUGUGCAUACACACAGUAUAGUUAAAAAUGCUUGAUUAUAGCCCAUGUUGAUCAAUUCCUAGGCCAUUGUUAUGACAUUGAUCCAAAUGUUUAUCCUGGAGUUUACAGGUGAGCUGUAUGGUUUAACAGUGAGCCGUAUGGUUUUACAGUGAUCCAUAUAGUUUCACAGUGAGCUGUAUGGCUUUACAGUGAGACGUCUGGUUUUUACAGUGAUCCGUAUAGUUUCACAGUGAGCUGUAUGGUUUUACAGCGAGACGUACUGUAUGUUGGUUUUACAGUGAGCUUUAUGGCUUUACAGUGAGACAUAUGUUGGGUUUUACAGUGGGACGCAUUGUUUUACAGUGAGACGUAUGAGGCGUUUUUAGCUGCUAUCAGUGGCACCUCCCGUUUGCAAUGGUUUCUGUUGAAGAUGAAGUGCUGCUUUCCGUUCCCGUAGUAAAUGGUCCCAGAACUGUUCACUCCUGUAGACGCUGCUGCUGUGGUGUGCUCUCAUACACCCUGUCUCUCCUUCAUGCCCCCCCUCUCUGACUCUCUCUUUCUAUCUUCUUUUCUCCUCUGUCUCUUCAGACUCAAACUCUUCCUCUCUCAAUUCAAAUAAGCAGGGUUUUUUGCCACAUUAAAUGAUACAAUAUACUGUAUAGUGAAAACA